Molecule: messenger RNA, 2159 nt
Organism: Linum trigynum
Lineage: Eukaryota; Viridiplantae; Streptophyta; Magnoliopsida; Malpighiales; Linaceae
Source: the annotation of a GenBank genome assembly
CUAUAAAUUUUACAUGGGCUUUAUAUUUUAAUUCACCUCUUUUAUGAUUUCACUGUGAAAUUCUUUCGUGCAUUUUGAGAUAUCGUUGGUGAGUCAGUGGUGGAAACUGUCUACUUCAUUUUCGGACAGGGCGAAUGUUACGAAGUUUUAACAACACUUGGCUAACGUUUAUUCCCAAAGUGGAUAAUAUGCGCCAGUUAAGACCUAUAAAUUCAUGCCAAUUCGUGUACAAAAUCAUUGCCAAAAUAUGUCUGAACGAUUGGCUCGGUUCUUCCCCCGAGAUAAUCUUGCCGGGGCAGAACGCCUUUAUUCGUGAAAGACGGAUAGUGGAUAAUGUGCUCAUUGGACACGAAUUGAUGCAUUACCUUAAGAUUAAGACUAGGGGUAAGAAGGGAAACAUGGCUCUGAAGGUUGGUAUGAAAAAGGCUUAUGAUAGAGCCGAAUGACCGUUCUUACUUGCGGUUUUAGGAAUUUGGGGUUUGAUCCGACUUGGGUACAAUUGAUUGAGGGGUGCUUGCGUUCCUCUUCAUUUUCUAUUCUUAUGAAUGGUACACCAGCUGGUUAUUUUACUCGACUCAAGGACUUUGGCAGGGCGAUCCUUUGUCUCCCCUCCUCUUUGUCAUAUGCACAGAGGGGUUUGCGGCGCUCCUACGUAAGGACUUUCAUAUAUGUUAUUUGUCGAUGAUUCAUAUUUAUUCCUCAAAGGAUCGAUGCAAGAAUGUGAAAAUCUGUUGGAGGUCUUGAAUGAAUAUGGGGAUCUUAGUGGGGAAAGGGUCAACCUGGCUAAAUCCGCGAUAUGCUUUAGCAAGAAUAUUCUGCAUCUGGAUCAAGAAACCCUUGCUCUCCGGCUUGGCGUAGGAGUGGUAGGAGGCAUGAUAAAUAUUUGGGCUUACCUACCUUGAUUGUUGAGUCCAAGAUGGCUACUUUCCGUUAUAUACGGAGGAGCUAGACAUUACAGCCCAAAGGUGUUGAAUUAAAAAAGCUGUGUUCCAACUUCUAAACUCAUUGAAACCCAAGCCACCCUCAUCCUUAGGCAAAAGCAACCAAUUUCCAGGCCAGUUUGGCUCGUUUACCCUCCCUCCUCCUCUACACUCCAUAAGUAAUUAGAACAUAACAACUCAAUUCUCUUAAUGACUUUAACUGGCAGUUGGAUGAUAUUCAUCCCGUACUGAGUAAUACUAGAGAUCACAAAAGAGAUUAAUUGUAUUCUCCCUGUGUAUGAAAGUGACUUAGCCCUCCAGCCCCUUAUUCGAGCAGUUAUUUUCUUAAUCAAAGCUUCACAGCCUGCAGAUGACAACUUCCCAACAACAAGAGGGACUCCCAAGUAUCGUACUGGAAGCAUACCUACUGUGAACCCCGUAGUUGAAGCUAUAGUAGUUUGAAUAGAAGAAUCAACCCUGCAAAGAAUAUCUCACUCUUGCUUGGAUUGCACUUAAGUCCAGAGACCAAGUAAAAGGAAUCAAGUAUCUUCUUUGUGACCUCUACAUGACACUCUUGAUGUGUCAAUAUUAGGGUCCAAAUCCUGUGACUAGGGGGGGUGCUUAGUCACUUGACUAAGCUCCUCCCAGCCCUUAGAACUGGACACACCAAUUUGACGGUUAAAAAAUGGGAAUGACUAUUAAAUUAAUGACAGGGGUGCUUUGGGUAUUAUGGAAAAUUACGAAGUAUACAAACUAGACUUACAAACAGUACAAACCAUACAAAUAUACGAACAAUACAAACUAGGGCGAUAAAACAUACAAACAGAUUUACAAAUAAUACGAAACAUACGAACUAUACAAACAAUACAAACUAGACCGACAAACAUUACAAAACGUACAAAAUGGAAAAACAUAAAAACAAUACAAACUAUAAUAAUAAACGAUACAAACCGUAUUGAUACAAAAUUACAAACCAGACUUAAAAACAUUACAAAAUGGUCUGACAAACAUAACAAAACGACAACUGUCGCCAUGAAAUCCAAUCCAAUGUCGCCGAAAAAUUCCCUGUCGGAAAAUUCUCUCUCUCUCACUCUCGCGCGCAGAAUUGCCAUGUCCAAAAAAUUUCCCAUGACCAAAAAGUUCCAUGUCGCCGCCGGGAGAAUUCCCAGGAAAGGACCGGCGGGCGGCCGGGGCCAACGUUUCUUUUUAUUAAUUUGUAAAUAAAUAAAUAAACUUUGU